Molecule: messenger RNA, 1869 nt
Organism: Petromyzon marinus (sea lamprey)
Lineage: Eukaryota; Metazoa; Chordata; Hyperoartia; Petromyzontiformes; Petromyzontidae
Product: glycerol-3-phosphate phosphatase-like
Cellular component (GO): cytoplasm
Molecular function (GO): phosphatase activity
Source: RefSeq, a predicted model, not a curated record
UGGGGGCGUGCCCGUUCCGUCUCCCCGCCCCCUCCACGCGUGCGCAGCGCCGAUCGCUCUCGGCGCGGGCGGUGCGCGCGUGUUGUUGUUUGUCUCUCGGAUUUACAGCGGCCAUCACCACCACCAUCAUCAUCAUCAUGACCAUCGUCACCACCCUAAGAAGCAGCGUCGACAUCUAUCACGAGCCUUCGCAUCGUUCGCACGAUCAUCAGCAGUAGCAGCAUCGGCAGCCCCAACGUCAUCAUCAUCAGCAGCAGCACUGUCAUCAUCAUCAGCAGCAGCAACGUCAUAAUCAUCAUCAUCAGCAGCGGCAGCUCCAACGUCAUCAUCAUCAGCAGUACCAUCGCCACCAACGUCAUCAGCGGCUGCGGCGCUUAUUAGUGCCAUCAGCUCCGUCCACUCGCUCCCCGCAUCGCGACCCUCUCGGCUUUUAGCCCACAAAAGAUGUCCCUGACCGCCGACGAGCGAUGCCAGCCCCUGCGAGGCGCCGCGCUCGACGAGGUCUUAUCCUCCACGGACAACUUCCUCUUCGACUGCGACGGCGUCCUGUGGCGAGGCAACCGAGCCCUGGACGGCGCCCCGGCCGCGGUGAACGCCCUGAAGCGCCUGGGCAAGCGCGUCUUCUUCGUCACCAACAACAGCCGCAGGACGCGCGCCAUGCACCGCGAGAAGCUGCGGCGCCUCGGGUUCCGCGCCGCCCGGCGCGACGUCUACGGCUCCGCGUUCCUCGCCGCGCAGUUCCUGCGCCUCGAGGCGCCGCCGCACGGCCGCGUCUACGUGAUCGGGGACGCGGCCGUGUGCCGCGAGCUGAGCGACGCGGGCAUCAGCUACGUUGAGGCCGGGCCCGAGCCGGCCUUUGGCGACGUGGAGCAGUGGACCAACCUGCCACUGGAGCCAGACGUGGGCGCCGUACUGGUGGCGUUUGACGAGCACUUCAGCUACAUGAAGCUCAUCAAGGCGUGCUGCUACCUGGCACGCCCCGGGUGCCUCUUCCUCGCCACCAACCGUGACCACGCCGAACUCGUGGCGCCGGGGCGCGUGCUGCCCGUCACGGGCAGCCUGCUGGCGGCGGUGGAGACGGGCGCGGCGCGGCAGGCCACGGUGCUGGGCAAGCCGAGCCCCUUCAUCCUGCGCUGCAUCGCCGCGACGAGCCCCGGCGGCGCCCUCGACCCGGCGCGCACGCUCAUCGUGGGCGACCGCCUCGACAUGGACGUGGCGUUCGGCAACGCGUGCGGCCUCCGGAGCGUGCUGGCGCUCAGCGGCGUCUCCAGCCUGGAGGACGCGCGCGGCUGCCUCGCUGAGCCCGCCCGCCGGCACCACGUGCCGGACUUUUACAUCGAGAGCGUCGCCGACCUGCUGGGCGCGGCGCAGAUCCAGGCGAACCCCGGCGCCGGCGAGGAGGAGGGGGAGGGGGAGGACGACUCGGAUGGCGGCGUCUAAAGAGGCGGUGGGGAAGGUCGGGGCGGGGGGGAGGGGUGGGGGGAGUGAUCCGGCGAUUGGUGGUGGCGGUGACGGAGGUGGCGAUGGCGGUCAUGUUGGUGAUGGUGGCGGCAGUCAUGUUGAUGAUGGUGGUGGCAGCGAUUGGUGUUGAUGGAAAUGAUGAUAGUUGUGGUUCGUGGCGGUAGUGAUUGGUAGACGUAACGAUGGUAGUGAUGGUUAGAGUGGUGGUGGAGACCCAUCACUCAGACCCAUCACUUUGACCCAUCUCUCAAACCCAUCACUCAGACCCAUCUCAUAGAACCAUCACUCAGACCCAUCACUCGCACCCAUCUUAUACAACCAUCACUCACACCCAUCACUCGUACCCAUCUUGAACAACCAUCACUCACACCCAUCACUUAGACCCAUCACUCUGACCCAUCUCAUACA